AUGACCACAGUAGCAGCAUCAGUAGUUGGCACAGCAGCUGCAGCAACCACAACAACAUCCGCAACAGCAGUAGCAGCAAGUUCUUCUUCAACAUCAUCAUCAGCAGCAGCAGUAGGAUCUGUAUUAGCAAUUAAUGCCGUUGCAGCAGUACCAAAUGCAGCAGCAGCAACAAGUACAAGCAAUAUUGUAGCUGGACCAACGACAACAUCUUCAUCAUCCGCAACAGCAUCAUUAACAAAUCCUGCCACCACCAACAACAAUAGCAACAAUGUAAACAACGCAAGCAAUCCGUCAAAUGUUCUUUUCGAAGGGCCAUCUUGUAGUAAAAAUACGGCAACAGAGGCAACACAACGUAAUUUAACGUCACCACUUUCAACCACUUCGGUUUCAUCGGCCAUUUCAGCCACACCGACCACAACAUCGGCAGCCUCCUCAUUGACAUCAUCCACAGGUUCGUUUUCAUACGGCUAUGGAAGUCAGCAACAUAUGGACGCAACAUCAGCAGCAGGAGCAGCAACUUCGUCUGCAUCUUCAUCUUCAGCAGCAACUUUGCAAGCUCCCAACGCCUGUAGUGCUAAUGGCGGAAAUAAAAAUGAAACAAAUUCUACAGCAUCGGCGGUUUUGGCAACAGCUGCCACCUCUAACAUGUUGUCGGAUGCAUAUCAUCAUCAGCAAAUGCAAUUACAAUUGCAGCAACAAUUCGAACAACAUUAUCAAAUACAAAAUUACUACCAUCAAGCUCAACAGCAGCAGCAGCAACAAAUACAACAAUAUCAAGAUUUCUAUGACCAACAAUUGUAUUUACAACAGCAGCAGCAGCAUCAACAAAAUCAAUUGCUGUAUACUAAUGAACAGCUACAACAGCGCCAUCUAUAUAAUGUGGCCGCUGUUGCAGCCGCAGCUGCUGCCUCAGUACGACCACAACCGCCGCCUCCUCCACCACCAAUGCCCACAGCAGCUCCGCUACCAACACAACAAGCGUUGGUCUUAAUGUCGGGCAGUGCAACAAAUGUCUCAAAUGCAGCUGGUACUGCAACAACCACAAGCGCCAAUAAUAAUAACAACAACAAUAAUAACAAUACAACAACAUUUACAACACAACCGCUAAAUUUUGUUAAUGCCCCCAAUGGCGGCCCAAUAGCAAUGGAUUUUCCAAAUUAUCAUCACCACCAUCAUCAUCAUCCACAUCCUCCUCAUCAACAUCAUACACCACAAAUGCAUACAAGCGUUACAACAAAUAAUACAAAUAUUGCUGCUGGUACAGCUUCUUCAUCAUCGACAUCAUCCACAUCAGGCUCGUCUUCAUCACCAUCCUCAGCAUCAUCGGUAUCAAUAAAUCUACAACAACCAUCGUUUGUUGCUACUCCCCCCACAGUUGCUGUUGUCCAUCCUUCUGCAUUGCAAAAUGUAAAUCAACAUCAUCAUCAUAAUCAACAUCAGUUACAGCAGCCGCAACAACAGCAGCAACAACAUCAUCAUCAACAGCCGCCGCAUCAGCACCACCAUCAUCAUCAUCACCAUCCACAACAACAACAGCAACAUCAAUAUCAUCAUUUGUCUCAACUCAGCCACUAUCAUCAGCAACUUUAA
Lucilia sericata (common green bottle fly) is the source of this 1590-nucleotide messenger RNA. RefSeq names its product probable serine/threonine-protein kinase DDB_G0280133. NCBI's taxonomy places the organism in Eukaryota, Metazoa, Arthropoda, Insecta, Diptera, Calliphoridae. The transcript has a single exon. The record is from RefSeq and is a predicted model, not a curated record. The coding region runs from base 1 to 1590 and encodes 529 amino acids.